AUGAAGGCUGAGUUCCUGAUUUUCGUGUUGUGUUUGCUUUUGAGCCAGGGGUUGGCUGAAGAUCGGCACCCCCUUGUUGCAUCCCUUGGUGCUCUCCGCGUAUUGCACUACAACAAUCUUGGCCCUCAGAACAAUGGAACUUCAGCUGUUUUAGCAUACGAUCACUCGAACUAUGCUGAUGCCACUGCAAAAUGCACUGCCAUUGGCGAGAAGCUCUUUCCGUGGUCUUUGAGUCAAAACAAUAGUCAAACCCACAUCGAACUCGAUUAUGAACUGGAUUAUCUCGUCUUUACAAAGGAGCUAGGAGCUGAUGACUACUUGUGGCUGUCGACAGAGCAGAAGAAUCGCAAGAGUUGUUCUGCUUUCUCGAUCUUCCAUCGCAAGACCAUACAGAAAUCAUGCACAGACAAGCUACCAGUCCUCUGUACAUCUACUCCGCCCGCGACAACCGAUCUCGACGAAGCUGCAAGAGAAACCACGAAGCUGACCGUGACAUCCAACGAUUAUACCUUCACUGGAUAUCGAGAUGCGCGAUCCUUCCGCUUCCUCGGUAUACCCUUUGCCAGUCCCCCGAUCGAUGAUCUGCGCUUUGCCCCACCGCAGCCCUACACAGGACAGAAGAACCUCAAUGCGACUAGAAUGGGAGAUUCAUGUAUACAAUCACGUUCAAGCUUAAGCACCGUGCCUAUCGGUGGAAUGUCCGAGAACUGCCUCUAUUUGAACGUCUUCACCCCGUUCCUGCCUCCAAAUUUCAACAAAGCCACCGCCCUCCUCCCCGUGGCUGUUUAUUUUUACGGGGGUGCAUUCACAAAGGGCACCGCAGCUAUGAUUGAUUAUGACGGGGGAAAUUUUGCCAGCCGUAGCGAUGUGGUCGUCAUCACCCUUAACUAUCGACUUGGAGCAUUGGGCUUUUUGUCGACGGGAAACCUGACAACUGGGAGCUAUGGGAUUCAGGAUCAGAUUAUGGCUUUGGAAUGGAUACAAAAGCACAUAUCUGCCUUGGGAGGGGAUCCCUCACAUGUUACUAUCUUCGGACAGUCUUCUGGUGGUCAAAGCGUGGUAGCCCUGCUCUCUUCUACCGCAGCAAAGGGACUCUUCUCCGGCGCGCUGGUGCAAUCAGCAAAUUUUGACCUCCCAUGGUUCCCUCGCGGAAUUUACUCUAGAUAUAUCACCCCAGAAGUCGCAAAGGCAGUUGGCUGUGAUGGGGACAUUUCCGAAGCAAACCUCGUCGACUGCCUUCGUUCCGUCCCGGCUUCAAUGUAUCUGGAUAACUCGACCGCUUUCCGAAAUGCUACAAAGGCCUUCUCAUCCAGCAUCGCAAGUCAUUUCUACAACACUACAGAACUGAUAUCCGCAGCAGAGCCAUUCAUGCCAAUGGUAGACGACACCGGAUCCGGCGUCGUCGACGACCAAUUCAACAACCUCCUAACAAACAAUAAUCUUCCCAUCAACGUCCCGACAAUGUUCACCACUGUUCGCGACGAGGCAAGCCUAUACACGGACAUUCUCGGCCUCGGCUCGACCCAAGCCCCACUCGGUACAUUGCUUAAAGCCAUAUUUGGCGAUGCUCUUGCGACAAAAAUAAUAUCCUCUGGCGCGUACAAUGUGGACGAUUCGGAUCACGAUGCCGUCCUUAAAGCUGCUUCCGAUGCCCUGACGCAUAGUCAAUGGAUGUGUCCACUGGGCUAUCUUCUUGACAAUUCCAAUUCCAAUUCCGCCUUCCCCUCCCUAUACGAGCUCCAAAUAGCAGACGGUCAUGCGCAGACGUUACAGAUGCCGGCUAUAUGUUCACCGAAUAGUCGAUACAACGCUUCCUGUCACACCUCAGAUAUCUUGCUCGCAUGGGGUACACUGAAUACCAAGACGGAAGACGUUCAGCCGUACUACGACGAUCGGGAUAUUCUUCACUCGCAACUUGUCCAUGAUGUCUUUGGGGCAUUUUUCCGCGAGAGAAACCCAAACCCAGAUUUGGAGUUCUUGAAGGUUCGUGGUCCUGCAUAUGCAAGUACUCUUUCUAUAUUUGAGGGUGAAUUUAGUUCAAAUUCCUUGCUUGGGCGUGCCGAGAAGGCGCUUGUUAUUGAACAAUAUACGCCGGAACGGAAUAUGACCCUUCUGGGGAUGCUACCGUCUAGUACGAAUAAUUUUGAGGACGAGAAUAUCUGUGUUGCUCUGCGUGAUUAUGGGUUUACUUUCCAACGGGCACAGCUGUCAGAUUAA
Messenger RNA from Penicillium vulpinum, 2217 nucleotides. RefSeq names its product putative cholinesterase. The transcript has a single exon. Lineage: Eukaryota; Fungi; Ascomycota; Eurotiomycetes; Eurotiales; Aspergillaceae. The record is from RefSeq and is a predicted model, not a curated record. Bases 1 to 2217 code for a protein of 738 amino acids.